AAUCUUUGUAUUUACUGGAAGAAAACAAACGAAGGAAGAUCGGUGUCAUGGAAGGGUUAGUUUGAGUUGUUUCUCGAUGCCUUUGUUUCUGAGUCUUAUGCCCUCUGCUGAAGCUUCAUUUUGUUAAUGUUGUUUUCAGGUUAGACAAGUCAGUGGCCGAAUCAAAUGAGCUAAAGUUUCGAAAUUGGUACAGUGUCCAGCAUUCCUUUAUUUUGUUAUUUUUAUUUGGGGUACCUAAAUUCCUGGGUUUUUGUUUUGCAGAUCAGGAGCCUGCAUUCGUUUAUGACUGACUUGGAAAAAGGUCAGCUAUCUAUGAAAUGGGAGUUGAAGGAUGUUAUUAACGAGUUGAGGACAACAGUGCAGUCGUUUAGGGACCUGUUGAUUGGGAGGUUUGGUGGGAACUCUGAAAUUGGCAGAAAAGUGAAGAAUGACGAUAAAGUCAAAGUUGUGAACUUAAGCUUGGAUAGCUCGUUUUCCUUGGCAACAAGGAGUAAACAUGAGACGAAAAGCACAGUCAGCAGGAGAAAGGGGAAAGCGGUUAGAAAGUCUCCAAUUAGGUUGCGGAGUCCUAUUUGGACCCGGAAAGAUCCCGAGAGGACUAAUGCCAAAAUAAAGGUGAUCGGCCCCUUCAUCACUACAAAGUCCCUAUCAAAAAGGGAUCAGUGGUUGAUCAGCCACGUUUUUUAUCCAUUCAAGGAUGAAAGUGAGAGGCUGCUUAGAUCUCCAUGGUUUCAUCUAACCCGUGGAGAGUUUAAGGUAUUAGUGCCGGAAAUACCAUUGUCUACUCAGGUGAUAACUAUGUGCGUUGACUUGUUAACGGUGCCGGAGUUGGAAAAUGAAAAACCUAUGAAUUGGUUCUUACCACCGGCAUUUGCUGUGGCCUAUGCAACUGGAGAUCGCGUUUUUGCUUACCCUGAGAAAAGAAUUAAAACAGUGUACUGCUCUGGGGACUUCAAUGAUUGUGAGAAGGCAAAGGAACUCGACUCGAUCUUAUUGGAAGCAGUCUUGAGGAGAUUCGAAGCCAAGAUGUUUUGCACUUUCACCAUCGUAGAGGUGGUUAAUGCCCCGCGGCAAGAGAAUGGGUUCGACUGUGGGUUGUUUGUGUUGAAGUUGAUGACAUGUGGGGGACAUUUGGAUGAGUGUGCCCGGGGACUGAAGAAGAAGUUUGACAGUGAAGAGGAGAGGCUUGGUCUAGCUCUGUACUUGUUGAACAAUAUGGAGAAUACGGAGCGUGAUGCUCUCCAUCAGAAGGUACUCAUGGAAAGUGUUAGUGGAGGUGAUUCUGUGGAGGGCGGUGUGGAAUGGAGUGGGAAUCCUGAAUAAUUAGGGAAUGGCAAGACACUAAGAUUUUGAUGUAUUUUUUUUCCCCAAACAAUCAAAGAACUAGAGCAGUUUCUGCUAGGUGUUUUUGUUUUUGUCACAUUUUGCUUUUGUUCCUAAACGAUCGUUACUGCAUUGGAAUUUCCAAAUUUGAUUUUUGUUUGCUCGUAGAAUCGUUGUGUUGUAUUUGUGCUUGUUAUCGUUGUUUGUAGCUACGAUGGCAGCAGUUCUCCAUGGUUUAUGGGUAUGUUGUCCAACUAGAGAUCGACUUCAAGGAGUAUUUGAGCAAUAAAAGAAAAGCAUUCUG
This is a messenger RNA of Linum trigynum, 1627 nucleotides long. NCBI's taxonomy places the organism in Eukaryota, Viridiplantae, Streptophyta, Magnoliopsida, Malpighiales, Linaceae. The record is from the annotation of a GenBank genome assembly.